Messenger RNA from Saccoglossus kowalevskii, 972 nucleotides. Its product is annotated as CMP-N-acetylneuraminate-poly-alpha-2,8-sialyltransferase-like. Gene Ontology annotation, biological process: N-glycan processing; oligosaccharide metabolic process. Lineage: Eukaryota; Metazoa; Hemichordata; Enteropneusta; Harrimaniidae. Gene Ontology annotation, molecular function: alpha-N-acetylneuraminate alpha-2,8-sialyltransferase activity. The record is from RefSeq and is a predicted model, not a curated record.
AUGUCAGAGUAUAGAAACUCUACGGACUCGUCAUCGGGAUUCGAUACUAGAAACGAACACAACCGAACGUACAUUGAUGAAAAGGAGAACCCGAUAACAGCGAACCACACCCAUAACUUUACCAGGAUCGGUAAAAUGCCUGGAAAGAACGCAUUACCACUACUGAACCUGAAGGCAAUGGUAGCAAAAUCCUUUCCAAAUGGUCGACAUAUAAGAAUAUACAACCGCGAUGUACCCAUAGACAACAUGACAUUCGGACAAGUCGAAGCAAUGAUGGAAUGGGAACGCGAAACAACGUAUACAAUACCACGACAGAAAACCUGCGGUCUAGUUGGUAAUGGCGGUAUUCUGUUGAAUAGUAGCUGUGGCAACGACAUCAAUUCUAACGAUUUUGUCAUUCGAUUCAAUAUUCCGGAAAUUGAGCAUUUUGUGAAAGAUGUUGGCUUAAAAACUAACCUUACACUUGUCAAUUAUGAAUUAAUGAAGUAUUUACACCGUGCAGCAAUGAGACAUGCCAACAAACUGGAACGACUUCGCAGCUAUCAAUUUCUGAAUGACUCAAUACUAUGGUACCCAGGUACCUUGUCACACAAUAUCAGAAGACUUGCUCUCAGUAAUCUAAAAUCAAAGUUUCAUAUACCAUUUAGAGUUGCAUAUACCCCAACAUUUUCAGCAAAUACAAGUUUUCAUCUUAUAAAAAGGUUGGAUCCUCGUCACAGAUUAACUGCUGGAAUCAAUACAAUCGUUGCUGCGCUCUCCAUUUGUGACGAAGUCACUAUAUACGGGUUUUAUCCACGUAAUUACGACGCAUCGGGUCGAAAAUUGCCUUACCACUAUUACGGGAAAUUCUCUAACGUGACUGAAGAUAUUAAUUCUUUUAAGACUCCCCACAAUUGGGAAGCAGAAUUCAAGUUACUGACAGUGAUGCAAGCACAUGGCAUAAUGAAAUGGGUGACAAGUAAAUGCGUAUGA